Ilex paraguariensis (yerba mate) is the source of this 408-nucleotide messenger RNA. The record is from the annotation of a GenBank genome assembly. NCBI's taxonomy places the organism in Eukaryota, Viridiplantae, Streptophyta, Magnoliopsida, Aquifoliales, Aquifoliaceae.
AUGCUUAUUGUUAGCCUCAAAUCUGGAAGGCUAAUUACAGUGGUUCAUACGCCAACCCGAAAGCUCAGCAGACCAUCGUGGAAAAACGAAAAUCAAUCCCAUGAAACAGGCAUAUCGCAGGAUGGUGUGCAAGAUCCAUGCAUUGUGGUGCAAAAUUCGGCUGAUUCUGAGAUCACAGGGGAUGGCUUUCGCUGGAGAAAAUAUGGACAGAAAGUUGUGAAGGGAAAUCCAUAUCCCAGAAGUUACUACAGAUGCACCAGCCUCAAGUGCAAUGUGCGCAAGCAUGUCGAAAGAGCAUCAGAUGACCCAAAAGCCUUUAUCACAACAUACGAAGGAAAACAUAACCAUGACAUGCCAAUCAAAAGCACAACCCCAGUGGCAUCUGAACCAGCUUCAAAGCACAAAUAA